UCGGCAGCGUCCCCACCUCCGAGGGACUAGCGCCACCCCUUUCCCUCCUUGCGUCCAAAGGGCCCGGACAGGCAGCCUUGGGGCGGGGCUGGUGUGGACUGACGGUGCGGAGACGGUCUGCGGGACUGUAGAAGUUCCCCGGCCUGAGCGAGCGGAGAUUGGAGAAGCGGAACGGCGACUGCCAGAGUCUCCCGGGCCAGGCGUCGUGCGCGACAUGGAGCGGCUUGCUGGAGACUGACUCGAUCUCACCUGCUGCAAGGGGCUGGGGGCGCCUGCCGUCCCGGCGCUCCAGAUCCCAGCGCGGCUGGAGCCUCCAUGCGGGGGUUGUCUGCGAUGACGAUGAGCCGGGCGCUGCUACCGUUUCUCGUGACCUGUGGCUUGCUAGGGAUGCAGCCGCAGCCCAGCCGUUGCCAGGAGCCCCAGACCCCGGACUGGAGAAUGACGCUGAAGACCAUCCGGAACGGCGUCCACAAGAUAGACACUUAUCUCAACGCGGCGCUGGAUCUGCUGGGAGGAGAGGAUGGGCUCUGUCAGUAUAAAUGCAGCGAUGGAUAUAAGCCUUUCCCCCGCUAUGGCUAUAAACCUUCACCACCCAAUGGAUGUGGUUCUCCCCUCUUUGGUGUUCAAUUUGACAUUGGCAUUCCUUCGAUGACAAAAUGCUGCAAUCAACACGACAGAUGUUAUGACACCUGUGGUAACCAGAAAAAUGAUUGUGAUGAGCAAUUUCAGUAUUGCCUCUCUAAGAUCUGCCGAGAUGUACAAAAGACAUUAGGAAUACCAGAGAGUGUACAAGCAUGUGAAUCAACAGUUCAGUUGUUGUUCGAUGCAGUCAUACAUUUAGGAUGCAAGCCAUACCUUGAUAGCCAAAGAGCAGCCUGUAUGUGUCGGUAUGAAGACAAGAGGGAUCUUUAAAGAUGCUUGCAACCUGGUUCAAGAUCAGCCUUUCUUGCUAGUGCCCUUUUUAGUUUUUUGUUUUGUUUUUGAUUUGUUACAAAGCUGUUGGGAAACGUGUGAAACGAUUGUCUUCCACAGAAGAGUUUUUUUGUUUUAUUUUUAUAUAGCACUUCUUACUUCCAUCAUCACUUUUGGAUAGAUCCUUAAUUUUUAAGGAUUGUUUGCAUGCAUUUUUUAAGCUGACACUAAUAUUUUGUCACUUGGUCUUGGAGUGAUGGUAUGAUUAUGGAUAAGUGCUGCUCUAAACUACUUAAAAGAUCUUAGUAGUGGUGAAGGAGGUGAAGACCCAUAAAAUUGCAUUGGGGGAACAAAAUAGUAGGUCAAACUUUGGUUUCACCAGCACUCAGUGUCUCUUUAGUGCCUUGAUUUUAUUGGCAAGCAAGGAAAUCUCAAACGUUUGUGGGUUCAGCUUGCAAUCUUGUGUCCUACAUUAGUGUGAUGGUGGACCAUUAUUUUUAAUAGAUUCUCUUUAGUUUGCUAAUAUUUGUAGUAUGUUUUACGUAUUACCCCAAUGCAAUUGAGGGUAUACAUAUCCAUUUAUGAAGCGGACUGUCUUCUGAAGUGCCUGUAUAAUUAAAAACCAGAAGUCUGAAAUAUUUUUGAAAUGUUCAGUAGGUUAUAUGUUGGCUUUCUAGAAUGUAUGUACAAUUUCUCAAGACAACAAAACAGAGCUUUUUAAAAAUGAGACAAUUUAGUCAAAUGUUUUUGACACAAAUAUAUUCUGUGCAAUACAGGCCUCUUAAGACUAUUACAAAAAUAGAAUCUUAUUGGCCAGAGCAAACAAAAUAGAUGAAUUUUUUCAAGUAUAAAACAUACCAGUCCUUUUAUCCUAUGCAAAUUUCAAGACGAAAUACAAAAAUAAUGAGUUGCUGUUUCUUAGGGGAGUGGGAAUACUUUUUAAGAGUUGUACAAGGUCUUAUGUCCACUUUAUAUUUAAAUAAUUUUGAACUACUGAGCUUUAAAUAGAAAAUUAUUCCAUACAUUUCAUGUUCUUCUAUAUAUUUUAAAAAAUGAAGUUAUUCCUCAGGAACAAUGGUCACAGUCCAGCUCCAAGUGUGCAGUGGCAUGGAGGCUUAAGCCUUGUAACUGCAUGCAGCAUACUUCUGAGUAACAUGCACAAAAAAUCAGGUUUCACAUCCCACUGAAAGCAAUAUGACUUGUAGUUGCAACUUAGCCUUUUAAAAUUGGUUUCAGUGGGACCUGGUCAUGGCCGAACUUCAGCUGGAUUUUGACCAAGAGACUUUCAUUGAUUGCCUUUGAGCUUCAAGUUCUCCCUUUUAUGAAAGUCAAUGAAUUUUUAACACUGACCAUAACUGUCCCUCAGGUCUCUGAACACACAAGCACUACAAGCUUUUGAAAUGAAAUUACUUGAAAAGAGAUCUGUGAUAUGUUGAUGAAGGAUAAGGGAAUUUUAUAAGUGAAAAUGUGUAAAAU
Molecule: messenger RNA, 2388 nt
Organism: Gekko japonicus
Lineage: Eukaryota; Metazoa; Chordata; Lepidosauria; Squamata; Gekkonidae
Gene: PLA2G12A
Product: phospholipase A2 group XIIA
Exons: 4
Coding region: 316-912 (198 amino acids)
Biological process (GO): phospholipid metabolic process; arachidonate secretion; lipid catabolic process
Cellular component (GO): extracellular region
Molecular function (GO): calcium ion binding; A2-type glycerophospholipase activity
Source: RefSeq, a predicted model, not a curated record